This is a messenger RNA of Phanerochaete carnosa HHB-10118-sp, 600 nucleotides long. RefSeq lists its product as uncharacterized. NCBI's taxonomy places the organism in Eukaryota, Fungi, Basidiomycota, Agaricomycetes, Polyporales, Phanerochaetaceae. The record is from RefSeq and is a predicted model, not a curated record. Bases 172 to 594 code for a protein of 140 amino acids. The transcript has a single exon.
GACUCACGCCAUGAAAUUAGGUUCGUCGACAUGUGGGUUGCCAUACUACGGGCCCUAGCCGUAUAAAACCUUGCGCGGCCAGCACUCAGCACGACCAAGGCAUCUGGGUUGCAUGCCGUAGCCGACCCGUAGAUUCCCCACAACUUCAUCCCCUUCACCAUCAUCGUUAGCAUGCAGCUCCCGGACCCCGAGAUGUCUGUUGAUCCCUGGCACACCGAAGAGCAUGUCAACCAGACCCCUCCUAGCCGGGUUUCCUUCGACGCUUGCUUCGGCGUGCUCCAUGUCAGCAAUCAGGAGAUGUCGGAAGUCCUCAGGAAAGAUGUGAGCAGCAAUACUAGCUGGGCGUCCUCCAGCGUGCACCCCUACGAGGACCACCUGUGCGUUACGUCAUUUCUAUCUCCCGAAGUUACGAUUGUCACAUUUCCAGCUAGGCAUUCCACCGAAGACGAUUUAGAACUCAAAGAAAUGACCAUAAAUUACGACGGCGAGCGCAUUUAUGCAGGUAGUUCAGCUCAUUUUCUGUUUUCGUCUGAGGUGGACAACGGCGGCGCCCCUCCCGCCCACGAUUCCGCCCAGAGAAGCACUGCAUCGUGAGAACUC